UCUUUAACCUGUGUCGUCAAACGGCGAGGUUUCUGAGACACAUUUGAUGCAAAAUAUUGCCGGCGUAAAUGUCAUGUGAGGACUGGGGCUCAUAUCACGGUCAUCAUUCAUGAGCGUCGGCCUAUCGUGUGAUUCAGUUGGCGAUGGAUGGCUGCACCCACAUCAUCCAAAUUUCAGGGAUCAAAGACCGAGAGACGAAAACAGUUCUUGUCAAGGGAAUUCUGAGGCUGGGUGGAAAGUACAUCAGUGGUUCGGUCUAUCAGAGUGCCAUUACCCACCUCAUAAUCCCCCAGGUUUUGUCGAGUGAGAAAUUCUUAGCGUCUUGUGCAGCAGGAAAGUGGGUGGUGAAGCCGGAAUAUGUUUUGGACAGCAUCAAGAACGGAUUGUGGCUUCCAGAGGAACAUUAUGAGAUAUCCCUUUGCAAAGACGGCUCAUCUGACUUUUACCCAUCCAGAAAAUGGAGGGAGCUAGUGGCAGAUGGAGGAAUCCGAGGUGCCUUCCAAGACUGGCAUGUUCUUCUUAUGGUGCAGGAUCCUAACCGUUGCUCUAUGUUUAAGCGUCUCUUAAACGCUGGCUGCGCAAAGGUUUAUGAUUCUUCUCCUCCUCCUCCUGCAUCCAUUACACAUGUCUUGGCCAAACCUGAAUUAAAGGACUCAAGCGUCUGCGGUAGUCCUUGCUACCCUGUCAGCUACAUUGUCCAAUACUUAUUUGGCAGCAAAUGCUUGGAUAUGAGUAUCUCCCUGCUGCAUGAUGAUGGACAAGCGGAGGGUAAUUUUCUAGAUGAUGACGACUACUCUGACGUGGAGUCAGUGCUGAAGGACUUUUCUAUUAAGCAAGAGGGACGACCGAGACUGUGCUUCCUUGAGUUUCUGGGCUAUCGUGAUCCUUACCGUUCAAAGUCACAGAUUACAGACGUUGACUUGAGAAACAUCGGCAUCAUGAUAGAAUGUGGCCUCUUCAAAGAAGCUUUGGACUCCAUCAGAAGUGAAAUGUUUUCUGGAUUCUGGCCUCCAGCACCGUAUAUGGUCUCUUUGUUGGAGUUUGCAAUGCAGGGAAACGCCUCGCUAGUAUUUCUCAACAACUUCAACCAUGUCAUGCACCGCCUUCUCAUUUCCAAUCCCCCGUGGAUCGCUCCCAACGCAAGGAAAAAGUAUUUUUCCAAAGUGCUACAGUGUCCUCAGUGUAAGGGCGGCCUGUGGCCUUUUCUGGAGUCAGUCAUCAGUUACUGUGUUUCCGGUGUGUUCACUUGUCACCAACUGCCAGAACCCACGGCACCGACGUUGUUUGACGUUCUCUCUGACCUGCUUGGAUUUGUUUUGAAACUCUUCCAAGCAGAGUUCCACGCUGUAUUCACUGGCGAUCUUUUGCAGUUGGCCGAUUCAGGAGAUUGUAAUAUUCCUGCUUCAAGCACGUUGCUCUAUGGAACUUUCUGGACUGUGUGGGAGCGUAGCACCCUGUUGUCUCGCGAAGUAAAGCGCCUCAUCCAACUCCUUUCCCUGGCUGCUGCUGAGGACAUGGCAGAAAGCAGCAAGAAACAAAGAAAACAUGUGGUGUACACUUUGCUGGACCUGCUGUCUGUGCUGGUGGAGUUCUGGUGUCAGCAACACUUCAAACUGAACCAGAAACUGGUUGCGAAGGGAUUGAAAGACCUUGCGGAGUUCUUUGCUCAAAGCAGCCAAAAGCUCUCUGACACUGUCCAGGCAGAACUGGUCGUCCAGGUUCCCUCCAGUCGGCUGAAGUUGGAACUGGGCGAUGCCGUCUUUCGGAACAUGUGCUUCAUGAAAGGGUUUACCGUGGGAGAUGAUGCCCUGACUCUCAAGAAAGUGGUGACGUCCUACCUUCCUGCUCUGGGAAGGUUAGCUCAGAGUCCCCACGGUGCUCACCACAGGAUGCGACACACCUCCCACAGCUGCACCAGCCUGGAUCCCAGCUGCGGAGGUCAAGCUGUCAUGAAUGGGUCAACUCAGCGGAAAGGACACAUCCCUAGAGGCUUGAACAAGGUCAAUGCAGCAGGAGAGACCCUCCUCCACAGAGCCUGCAAGAGGAACCAAGUGGAAACCGUGCUUCAGAUCCUGGCGCUUCCUGGCACGGACGUCAAUAUAAAAGAUCACAUGGGCUGGUCCCCUCUGCAUGAAGCGUGCAACCAUGGCAGCACAGAGUGUGUGGAGGCAUUGCUACGUCACCGGCCCAUCCCUGUUAUUAACAGUCUGGUGGAUGGAGUCAGCCCUCUGCAUGAUGCCUUGCUCAACGGGCACAUGGAUAUUGCCAAAAUGCUCCUCGAAACAGCAGGCUCCUGUCUCCUCCAGCCAACAGGCAGCGGUGGCAUUGCAGCACUCGAUCUGGUCUCAUCCGUGGACCAGCGCAGCCAGCUCCUCCACUGUGCCCAGACAGGUGACUGGAACUUGAGAGGCAACACAGUAUCCAACAAGACCCUUCUAGAAGCUGGAUCCACUCUGCUGAUGCAGAUUAUUCUGAACUACCUGCAGGAGACCGGUCUGCUCACACACCUGCAGAGUCCAGGAAACCGGUUGAUCAAGGCCCUGGGGAGACUGUCGCCACAGGAAACGGCUCUACAGUGGACUGAGCCACGAGCCGUCAGGUUGUUGGAAGACGCUCGGACAAUGUUGGAGGUCGGCCGAGGAAAGUACCUGGACCAGGUGGCUCAGGCUGUGAAAGACUUUAGAGGAGAUAAUACCGUGUUCCUGCUGGAGCUACUGGAGAACCUCAAGUCUGAGGUGGAGUCUCUGCAGGACGGCCUGUGAAAAAAACAUGUCAUUUUUAACACGUUGUUUGCUUUGACUGUGUGAUUCAUUUGUUUCAUAUUUAAACUGUCACCUAAUAAAUAAUAAAAAAGUUAU
Synchiropus splendidus (mandarinfish) is the source of this 2858-nucleotide messenger RNA. RefSeq names its product SMC5-SMC6 complex localization factor 1 (gene slf1). Gene Ontology annotation, biological process: positive regulation of double-strand break repair. The transcript has 18 exons. Gene Ontology annotation, molecular function: protein binding. Bases 144 to 2762 code for a protein of 872 amino acids. NCBI's taxonomy places the organism in Eukaryota, Metazoa, Chordata, Actinopteri, Syngnathiformes, Callionymidae. The record is from RefSeq and is a predicted model, not a curated record.